Messenger RNA from Heterobilharzia americana, 2487 nucleotides. The record is from the annotation of a GenBank genome assembly. NCBI's taxonomy places the organism in Eukaryota, Metazoa, Platyhelminthes, Trematoda, Strigeidida, Schistosomatidae.
AUGUCAGCGCGUAUGAAACAGGUGCGGAACUCAAUUGAUCAAGAAGUUUCAGACAUUGGAGGUCUUCGAAGAGUUUUUGCGAAGUCUACUUUUAACAGUGACAAGUUCGCUAAAAAUAUCUCAAAAAAUGGAGAUAAAGCUACAAUUAGUAUGCUUGAAAAGCUUAACAUUAUGUCAUCAGAUGCAUCGAAUAAGAUUAAACGUUCAGUAUACGAAAAUUAUAAAUUAUUUAUUAAAGCUGGUAAAGCAGCUAGUCAAUUAGAGAAUACAAUGCAUCAAAUACAUAAUGAAUUUACAGAGAAACAACGUGUUAUGAAUACUCUUACUGAAUUAUCUUUAUUCGGUGAUGUAAUCACAGAUGUCUCUGCAUCAGAAUAUGAUUUAUCCGAUACACAUAAUAAUGAAACUACUGGAAACUUACCACAUAGUGAGUAUACUGGCAUCACUGCAACACGUUUAGCUGGGUUAGUUGAAGGAGCUUCAGUGUUGGUCGGUGAUUCAAGUCGUCGAGUUAUUUUCGAUGGAGAUCUACGCGAAUUAAGCAUGGAUGAUUUUACUUUAGUCUGUAUGGCUAGAGUUUUUGUUCUAACUGACACUUUGGUCAUUGCAUAUCAUAAUCAGUCUGGCUCAUCUUAUCCUUAUCGUCUUCAGUCAACAUAUGAUCUGAAUAACUUUGCUAUCGCAAAUAUUUCUGCUAUAGAUCGUCGUCCAAUCCCACCGAAUACAUUUAAACUGUUAGUAUUCCCUACUAAUCGUCUAUUUCAAGCAGAAACAGCUAGUGAUCAGAAACAUUGGUUAACUCUACUUGAUGAAACAAUGCGUAAACAUCGAAAUUCUCAAUCAUAUAUACCAUCGAAUAUAAGAUUUGAUCCACGUCUAUCUACAACAAAUUCAAUUGGUACCUUAGAUACAAAUGUUAUGAAAUUGACUAUGCUACCACCAAAAGUAUCUGCUGAAGCUACAUUAGCUGGACAUAAAGCAUUAUCAUCUACUUUACCUGAUUGUGUUGAUCUUUUAACCCCUGUUGAUCAAUUAGAUUUAUCUAGUAAAAAGAAUCCAUUUGAUGAUUCCCCUGAUGGUGGAAAAUAUCAAUCAAGUAAAGUUGGUAAGCAUAAAUCACGUCAUAAUUGGUUAUGGGAUGUACCAGAAGAUUUAGAUGUAGCUAUAUCAGAAAGAAAUUUUCAACAUAAGCGAAUAACAACAACACCAACACCAACAACAACAACACCACCAACAACAACAUCAGGAAUAUCUUCAUUGAAUCAUCGACAAAUUCAACAAUCUGAUAAGAUAAUUGAUUAUCGAUUAAGAACAGAUUGGGAGAAAUUAUCGAAACGUAUUGAAAGGAAUGAAUAUCAUUUAACUGAAGCUUUACAAUAUGAAUUAAUAUCAUCUGCUUAUAGACAUGGUGCUCCAAAUACUGUCAAAUCAAUUAUUAGUCAAUUAGGUUUACUUGGUAAAUCUUUACUUGCAGCUGAAUUAUUUCUUGUAUAUCGUUCACAAAGAAUGAAUAAAUCAUUAAUACAUAGUGUACAUCAAGAAGGCAAUCAAUUAAUUUAUUUAAAUAAAUUAUCAUUAAUAUUUCAUUGUAAUUUAGCUGAAACAUAUAUUGAAUGGUAUAAUAGUGUUGUUCAACCAUUGAAUAGUAUACUUAUAUCGAAAAUGGAUGGUAUAUCACAACAACAACAACAAAAACAACAACAAGAACAAUUUGAAAAUAUUUGCUCUUUAAAGUUCUAUAGCUGGGCAUUGGAAGAAACAGAGAAAUUCAGUCAACAACUUCGUGUUCUCCUUAUCGAUAGUCAUGCUGUCUCCUUUUAUUCAAUGGCGUAUGCUGCCCAGAGAAUUAAGGCGCAUGCUGAUAAGCUAACUGAAUUACUUGGUGUUGAUAUCUCCUCCACUCUACAUCGAAGUUUAUCACGAGCAUGGAAACGAGCUGCAGAUGAACAAUCUCGUGUAUUAUGUGAAGCUGUUGAAAAUCGUGCCAAGCAAGAAUCUUGGGAGACAAUAUCAAAUUUGCCUAAAGGUGAACAAGAGAAAAUUAUUUCAGAUCUGAUUGAUUUCUCUUUACUGAAUCAGUAUAGUGCAGCUGAUUAUGGUAUCAAAUUGACAAUGAGUGCAUACUAUUUAAUUCGAUCUAUUCGUCAAUUUAUUCAAAGUGUUAAUCUACUGAAUUGUUCUGAGUUAAGUGUUACUUUAACAGCAUGUUUUGUGCAUAUGCUUAAUUCACAACUUGAUUGUUAUGAACGUGUAUCACCGAUUGAUAUUGCUGAUCCAGCUAGACAAUCUGUCAUUUUAAUCAAUCUUGAAUUUUUAAUUAAAUCAAUUAUACCGAAAUUAAGUAAUAUCUUAAAUUGUACUGAAAAUUCUACUAUCAAAGGAUUAUUAUCCAAUUUAAAAGGAUGUUUGCAUAGUAUCAAAGGUGUAGACGAUGAUGCUGUUGAUGUCGAUGUCGAGGAUGAAAAUACACUUGGCGAUGCAAUAUAA